This is a messenger RNA of Oryzias melastigma (Indian medaka), 1561 nucleotides long. It is a transcript of the gene tmem59, whose product is annotated as transmembrane protein 59. Bases 16 to 1092 code for a protein of 358 amino acids. Gene Ontology annotation, biological process: positive regulation of autophagy. NCBI's taxonomy places the organism in Eukaryota, Metazoa, Chordata, Actinopteri, Beloniformes, Adrianichthyidae. Gene Ontology annotation, cellular component: late endosome; lysosome. The transcript has 8 exons. The record is from RefSeq and is a predicted model, not a curated record.
GUCCGUGAACGCAACAUGGAACAUCGCGAGAGUUUGAACUGGAGCGAGAUUUCAGACCGCUUAAGGAGGACUGGGAAGCGGAUCUUGUUUGUUUUCGUGGAGAAAAUGGGUUCCGGCUCUGCGUUCAGCUUCACCUGCGGACUCUUCGUCCUGCUGGGCUCCGGGCUCGCGCCGCGCGCGGCCUCGGACGUGUUCGAGAGCGUGCUGGGCAGCACGGCGUCCUGCCGCGGCUCCUGUGAGAUGACCUACAGUCUGCACACAUAUCCGCGGGAGGAAGAGCUGUACGCCUGCCGGAGGGGCUGCCGCCUCUUCUCCAUCUGCCAGUUCGUUCGUGACGGCGGGGAUCUGAACCGGACCAAGUCCGAAUGUGAAGCCACCUGCCAGGAGGCCUACAGCCAGUCCGAAGAGCAGUUCGCCUGCAGCCUGGGCUGCCAGAACCAGCUGCCGUUUGCGGAGCAGAGGCACGAGCAGCUGGAGAUCAUGGUGCCCAGGAUCCACCUCCUCUACCCGCUCACGCUGGUCAGAGGCUUCUGGGAUGACGUCAUGAGCCAGGCCCAGAGCCUCAUCACCUCCACCUGGACCUUCUACCUGCAGGCCGAUGAUGGAAAGGUGGUGAUUUUCCAGGCUGAACCUCAGGUGAAGGUUUUCCCCUGGGUCGACCCGGACGGCCGAGCUGAGGAGGACCUGCAGCAGAGCUCUCCUGGACUCGGCAGACCCGUCUACAGAGACUAUGACCGCACGCUGAUCCAGGAGCGCGACAGAGACGUGCGCGGCGUCCAGAGCUUCUAUGACGAAUACAACCUCUUCAGCUGCCUCUCCAGGAACCCCUGGCUACCAGGAUGGAUCUUAACCACCACCCUGAUCCUGUCGGUGAUGGUUCUGGUCUGGAUCUGCUGUGCUACCGUGGCAACCGCUGUGGACCAGUAUGUUCCUUCAGAGAAACUGAGCAUCUAUGGAGACAGCGAGCACCUGCCAGAGAAGAAGCUGACCCCUUACCCAGCAUCCUCUCUGCUCAUCGUCACCUCCAAAGGGCUGGACGAAGAGGCCGGACCCCUCCCUCACAAGGUGGACCUGAACCGGUCCAACAUCUAGUUGCUGAAGCAGCGCUGCAGAGGUUGAUGUGGUUCCCCCCGCCGGCAGUGCUGGUGGUUUCUACCGGCGGCCGCGGCUCCUCCAUUCGACCUUCAGGGAAACGUUUUUAUACGAUUGAGGCAUUAUGAUACGGUGGCGGAUGUAAGGACAGUUUGUCCUCUUUGCUAGCUCCCUGCUGUUUUAUUUUUGUUAAAGUUGAAUUCUGACAUGCCCCGCCCCUCACAAAAGAUCUGCUCGUUGACGGUACAGACUGAUCGCUCUCCGAAUGAGGAGUCAGAACAAACGAGAGUCUUAGUUCUGGUUUUAUUUCCUUAAACGUCUGUGAUUGUAAAGCAUUCCUGCAGCCUCGCUGCUGCCUUUGAUGUCUGCAGACGGUUUGGAUGAAUCCUUUGGUUGCAGUGAUUCCUGUUUUCUAUCCUCCUUCAGGAUCUUCUGCUUAUUACCUGCUAAAAUAAAGACUUCAAACUCA